AUGUCUCUGAUGGUAAGUGUUCGAGUGAGAAUCCGAAACGUCUGGCUAAUAAAUUUCUUGUUCCAGUGAUCGCAUCUUCGUCUUCAGAACUCCUUCCUGGAACCCGCCUGUCCGCUUCUAUCAGAGAUUCCUCCACUGUCCGCCGGGCCUACGACUACUGGGGCUUCUUUCAUGCAGCGGGGGGUGGCAACGAACGAUUAGUGACAGUCAGAGGUUUAACAGGGGACACGGGAAGCCUGCGGUGGCUAGUUUUUUCUUCAUUUCCCAUCUUCAGCAGGCCAUACCGGAGUUCGGAUCCUUUAAGCAGGACUGCAUUCUUUUCCCCGCUGUCAAUCAGGCCAGCCCCAAGUUAUCGUAAGUCGUAACACGACAGUCCAACAGCCACAAGGGACAUCAACCGCGUGUUUCACGGAGGACACGAAGCACCGGUGAUAGCAGACUUUUGCAGCACCUAUCGCACUUUCUCCACCCUAGGCACCUGACCCCAGUGGCAAGACAAUGUCAAAACGACCGGAGGUGGGCUUGAUCGCAGUUAAGCAACUCAUCGACGCCUGCCACACCGUAAAUAUACCCAGCAGUGAACGAUAAUUUCGCCAACCCGUCAAGCGACUAAGAAGACGGGACCGGUCAUGUUUCUUUGUCAGCAUGACCCCACAGUUGCCUUGUCAGGGCUGAAAAUCCGCUCUGAUAUAGUACACUCGAUCUCUGCUAUUCUAGUCGAGAAGCCACUUGCCCUUCCUUUCGGUUCAUUUGCUCCUGCUUAAAACUCCCACACUCGAUCUCUGCUAUUCUAGUCGAGAAGCCACUUGCCCUUCCUUUCGGUUCAUUUGCUCCUGCUUAAAACUCCCACAACCACGAGGGCUUUAAAUGUUUUCUAAAGCGCUUUUUCUUCCCCCCCCCCGCCUCCACCGCGGUUCUGCCUCCAGCUCUCCGCCACCCUUCAUGUUUGCCGAUUCAGUGAAAGAGUUGGCCUACCUUUCACGCCAGUUAGCGGUUCUGCGGGCAGAUCAGCUAUGGCGCCUAGCCUGCUGGUUGAGCCCCUUUGGUCUCUCCGAACGGGAGACGACUUCGGUCAUGGCUGCCGCCGCCGCCAGCGCCUCCUCCCGGUGCAAUGGGCGCGGCUCCAAGGUAGCCCCCAGCGCUGCAAAACUAUCCCCCAACUCUGGAGCCGAUCCUACUACUGAUGCGGACGGCGGACGUGUGAAGACACAGAGCAGGCAGGUUGGUGGAGUCAGGCCAAUCCUGUGGAACACUCUGGGACUGCACACCAUCUACAAAUGCAUCUCCUCUGUAGCUGGCCUCUUCUCCACCAACUACCCUACUGAAUAUCGUGACAUCCUUCAGGUACUUUGCCAGCUUGUUUUUUUUUCUUCUCUUAGGCUUCUCCCACAGUUUUCUCGCCAGUGUGAUGAGGUGCGACGUAAACUCUCGAGCACACUGACCACUUUUUUGCAGGCUAAAAUCUCGCAGAAACCGUAAAUUUGUUUUUUAGUAAGACCUGGUGGAUUUGUUUUCGCUCAGCUAUACAACCACAUGAAAAAAAUCUGACUGACACCAACUAUGUAAAUGGAAAUGUGAGUGUGGUAGUGCUGGCUUGUUGAAGUACCUGUUUUUUUGGGGGCACACCUAGGCACAGAAGGCUUAUGCCACGUAAUCUGACACGGCAUGGGAGCGUGAGAAAAAGGGUACCUGGCUCACCACCGCUAAUGCGUCAUGUCUCCUGCUAGCAUUUUCAACGUCCGCUUGAUGAUGUGAUGCGCAGCUUCUGUUAAUUUACUGUGCAAUCUUUUAGGAAGUUGAUGUCGGCGUUUAGCUUAAGUUGCUGCACAUUGUGUGAUCCGGAUCAUCUCUUGCUGUUUAUAGGGGUCUAAUCAGGUACUUGACACUCCUAUCAGCCAGGAGAGCCUAAUAGUUCGCCAGUCGAACGCGGCGACGUUUACUACACGCCUCUCGGGUUGUGAACAGUAUUCAUCCUACUGUCUCCCGCUGUACUGGCCUUGGUCCAAUGACAAGGCGAUAUCGAGACGACCGGGGGUUGGCAGGCGUACGGUGACUGAUAGAGCUCACUAACCCGUCUACGUGUGUUGCAAACGAACCGAUUCGCUCAAAGUUUGCCGGGCUACGACAAGGUCGACUCAGAUGUCUCACAUCCGUAGUAAUACUAUAUAAAGGCCUCAUUAGGGCAGAACCAUUGAAGCUUUAUUCUCAGUCCGCCAACCACUUCGCAGCAGUUGGCAGUCAGCCAAGCCAUGACUCUUAAUGCGUCGUGAUAGAUUCAGUCGUUUAUAAUUUAUUAUACUGAGGGAUGCGUCAAUUUACCGCGUGAAUGCAUUCCGGGCGUCUGCCUCAUUCUUUGUGGCCCAAGUCGCGUCGAUCACCGUGGGUGCCCAACUGGUGUCCAUCUGUUCCAGCCCGCGGCUCAGUGGCUAGAAACGUUGGACUUCUAACUAACAGGUCGCGGGAUCGAGCCCCAGGUGUUCCACACUUCGGGCUUGGGUAUGGCUGGCUGACGACGGCUAAUAAGCCAGAACUGGCCAUUCCAGUGUUCGUUAUCUUUGUCGGUAAUAGCAUUCUGUAUAUGUCAUGCGCCGUUGUGCGGCUGCUGGUUGGGCUCGAGAGAGAGAAAAAGAGCCCUUAAGGCACAAAGUGACGAGUGCGUUUUGGUGAGCGCUCCUCUACCGUUGCAUUUUCCAUCUGUCUUAUACACUCACUCUUCCCAGUCUGCGGACUUCCCGUGCAAUCUUCACGUCACAGUGAUCGAUCAGGAUUGACAACUACUCAACUCCAAUUUGAUUACCACUGCUUGUGAUCCUGCUUCCGUGCAGGUUUCUUAAACUGUGCCCACUUCCGCUGCCCUUUGCAGUUGGCUAUUGAAAUGAACGACAAUGAAGAGGAUGGGAGAUCCUCUGCCGACAACACGAGCACCUGCACACCUCCUGCCACACCAGUCCGUCUGCAGCCCCUCUCUCCGAUUGCACUGAUUGAGUCCAGUACUGGUAGCACCACUGGCAGCCCCGACUCCUCUGCCUCGCUGCUCGAGGAGCCUGAAGCCCGCCUUGGAUUCAUCAAGGGCAUUGACCUGCGCCAGCUGUUUGACUGGAAUGAGGUCCUCUUCAGUCCCGAUCGACCCUGCUGCCGUCUGCUUUUUGAGCCCUGUGGCCAGCCUCAACAACCGGACUCGUCUCCUCUGCCGGCGCUGUCGGAAAAGCUGCCAUCACGGGAAAUCAGCCGACCGUCCUUGAAGUAUUCGGCCGAGGCCGCCGCCGCCUCUGUGGUCAACAAGCUCUCCCUUGAAGCCUUAUUUCCCACGCACAUUGAAGAGAUGGGUCUAGAUGUGGUGGCCUCUCUGCUGACAGAUGGAUCAGUGGACAGUGCCACGACCAAUCAAGUCGAGGAGGAGGAGGAAGAGCACCCUCUCGACUCUUCCGUGUCUUCCAAGAGCACUAAAAGUCUAGAAUUGAGUAAGUUCCAUUGUCUUCUCUGCCAUCACCUACUCGGUUGUACUUUGGUUCAGCGAUGAUUUGCCCUUUGAGUUGAAAGGUUGAAUCCCCAGUGUAUAGAUUAUGCGUAAUGUCUCUGAGCACAGGUGUUUUCUACUUUUCCCUUCUAGUGACCCUAGUUCAGACCAAUGGGAGAGGGUGUUGAAGGAAGGGAUAUUGUCGUGGUGCACAACGGAACAAGUGAGUUCCGUAAGAACGAUCGGUGAGCGCCCCAUACCACUAUAUAUUCCCGAUCGAAACCGAUAGGGCAACGGGUUCGUGGCCCAGUGUUUAGAGGCGUGGACCUCUAACUAACAGGUCGCGAGUUCGAGCCUCGGGUGUUGCACACUGCGGGGUUGGGUAUGGCUGGCUGACGAAGGCUAAUAAGCCAGAAAUGGCCAUUCCAGUCUCCCUUGCCCUUGUCGGUAAUGCCAUUUUGCCCAUAUAAUGCGCCGCUGUGCGGCUGUCGGUGGGGCUCGAGAGGGAGCCCAUAAGGCACAACGGAAUGAGUGAGUUCCGUAAGAACAAUCUGUGAACGUCCCCUACCAUUGUAUCCCUUCGUUCCACUAGCUCUCCAUCGAAUGCAUAGCACCCAGUCACUUCCUUGACGCAAUAAAUUCCUGGAUUUAGUUCCGGCCUAUCAUAUCUAAGCUGACCUUACAGGCGCACGCCAGCUACCCACCUACCUGGCUAACACGCCCAAUCUGGCCUCACAUGAUCGCCGCUUAGAGUGGGUAGGGUGUACCGCACCCAGCCACGUGGUCUACGCUGACCAUCCAAUCAAUUCUCCAAGCAGACACCUGCAGGGUGUCACGUGAAACGCACAUUUACCCGCUCGCAUACUCGCAUGUCGAGAGCGGAGACAGCAACAGCGUAAGCCAAUUUGGUAGACGCCUCUGACUUCCGAGCGGACUAUUCUGCUGAUCUCGUUCCCACCCCCCCCCCUCCCCCGCCUUCUCUCACGGAGUGCGACUUGGUGCUGGUGGUUUUGGCGUCUCCAGUAUGUCGGCAGUCGUAGGUAACGAGAUCUUUCGCCGUCUGGCAGUUGCAGUGGUAACUUGCGCGCGGAUUUGUUUAUAGCUUAGUACACUUACAUGUGUUUAUCUCACUUCACUCGCCCACGCUCAUGCGUUUCGACUGCAAGACAAAAACCGAAGAUGUCCGUGGUCGCAAUGAUUGUCAUGACCAGGUAACCCAUCUGCGCGGGCCGAACACGACCUCGUUCCAAAGUCCUUACACGAGUUAAAGUACUAUAGAAGCCGCAUAUAAAAAAGAACCUUUACAACCUGGCCCUUACGCUACAACUGUGAGCUCGUUGUGACGGCUAAAGGGCGAGCUGCUUAGAUUGCUUUUAUUGAGGAAUUUAACAGCUGGAUGAGAACUAGAUUGGUCUCACUCCUCCCCCUUUCUAAUGGCCCCUCCGAUUCGAACCAAACAUUGGGGUUGGAGUUGCACACAGACUGGAGGCAACCAUCAGGCGUCAGUUAAUGAAACCGAAAGACCCACUGCCACGGCAAGAAACGUCUGGAGUCGUUUAUCGGAUCUGGUGCAGUUGCGGACAAAGCAGCUACGUCGGAGAAACCGGAAGACGGCCCCGAACGCGAAUGGCCGAAAACGCUGCACCGGUGCGGAGAAAUGACGCUAGCUCUCAAACUGCGGCUCAUUCAAUGAGAGUCGGCCACACAUUCAAAUUCGACGAGGCCAAAAUUCUCGCAAGAGGUGACAACCGCGUGAGCCGGGAGCUGCCAGAGUCAUGGUUUACUGGCCCCCAGUCAAUUAACAAGUUCAAUGACCUUCUCAUGCCAUACUCGGUGCUGAGACUUCGCCUAGGCGGAGUAAUUGGCCACGCGGGGAGCGCACAGGUGAACACUUCCCAACACCAGGGUCAGUGUGCCAGAUGGUUGAGCAACCAUCGCACCAACAUCCAACACACGUGAUGAAAUUGCAGCAAUUAACGGUGCGAAUGUCGACCAUCACACCACGUGCUGCGAUCCCGGAUGAAGGGAGGAGUCGUGAAUAUUCAUAGGAAUGCGCUAGCAUGGCUACUGCAUCCUAUGCACCCCUUAUGCAUGAACCAUCCGUAUCUGCUUUGUCUCUGAUGAUGGGUUUGAGCUGGAAUCCGAAACGUCAGGCUCAUAAAGCUCUUGUCCCAGCGAUCUUGUCUCCUUCUUCAAGACAUUCCGAAAUACCUUAAAGAGCUUUCCGCCGUUUUGAUUCCCAGUGUUGUGGUCGACCGCUAAAAAAGCUCAAGACGUUGCAGAGUUAUGUUUUCAGACCUGCCAAUCCUCCUGUCCGGCGGAUUUCUUAGACUGACAGGUGUACGCACGCCCAGAUAGUCCCGGUUGCCCAACCUCACGUAACCUAUGAGCUCCCUCCCACAAGCUCGUGAAGACGGCGGAUCGCAUAGGCAUGACUUAAACAAGAGUUUUAUUCUCCUCGCAUUUCGGAUUCAAUUGAGCUUAUAUUUAUGCGUAGCAACAGAUAUGGGCAGUGGACAUUCAGGCAGUACAGUACCUCCUGCUGGGUACUACACAGUCAGACACUUGAUAAGAUUAACAGUCCCAGCAUUCAUCGCAGAUAUUUGUGAGUAGUGCAAUGACAACUUGAUCGCUCACAUAUGAAUUACCAAUGGCCGCGAUUUCAUCAUCGACAUUGGAGAUUGGCCUGACAAUUUCUCCGCAAGUUGACUCAGCAGUACCGUUUUUAGAAACGGAGUUCACCUACGCGACUACCUGCUCUGCCGAAUACGGUGAGAUAGGAAGGAUCAUUUAGCUGCCAGAGACUCGGGCGGGCGAACCAUGACUCAGACUGAUCUGUUCUUGUCUCCAAUGCGCUCAAGGAGGAAUCUGAUUUACUGCCAUCAGUACUCUCCUAGAACUGCCCAGCGGCCACUGCUCACGCCCCUGUACAGAAUACACCCCACUUACGGUUUGCCCUUCAUCUACUUCUGACCCAGCCUUGGGUUGGAUUGCUGUGGGUAGGGGUGUUCUCACUACCUCAGCCUCUGUAAUGUCGAUACCAGUACGCUCAUCUCCUAAGUGGUCAUUUAGCAUUGCAGACGAUGCCAGAUUUUCGGAGUCUGUCCCAGCUCUCUGUUUUAAAAGGCGCUAAUCAUCAUGUCAGAACAUUUGUCUCUGGGUUUCAGAUGUAAUUCUAGUCCGUCGAUUAUGAUCAGUACACAGAAUUUUCCAAUAAUGUUGACUUUUCGGAUUUCUUUCUCUCCGUUGGACUGAACGCAAAUUGACAAGUCACUGUUUAUAGUGUCUGACACCCAUCGUAUUCGUAGAUGCCGGCGGGAAUCACAUCUGUGCCCGGAUUUGCCUACUUGACAUUAACUACACUGUCGUGGCUGCAUCCUGCUGGACUGAGGACGAUAGAUGGAAGCCUGUUGAUCACCCCCUAAGGCAAAUAAAAGUAGACAAUCAAGGAUGCUCUGGACUCACUCUUAGGGAGCCGGAAUUUCUCGGACAGCAGCGUCUGAAGGUCUGAGCAGGUCUGAAGCCGCAAUUUGUCGUCGUCGUCCGUAACGAGCCUUGGUGACCACAAUGCAUUUCUUCAUUUUCUUUCGGGCUGCCUAGUCCUUGAAUUUCUCUGCUUUUUUCUUCAACCAGAGGUCUUGAAGUUCCCUGAUUGUCUGUUGCAAUAAUUCGCCGUACUGGGCUGAAACGACUUUCUUGAAAGUGAUCUGUUGGUCUGUUAGGCGCCCUUACGUCUGUUCUUUUCAAGGGGUAGGCUCUAAGUCUCCGUCUCACUGUCCUCGUGCCCGUGGGCCCAGGGUCCCCCUCCCUUCUUGCCGUAGAUCACGUCAGUGUACUGCAGUAGCAUUCAACAUCACCCUCUGUUAUGGUUUUUUACAGCCCAGAAUGUGACCGUUGUUUGGGGCCCGCCUUCGUCGACAAAGCCACCGUACAGCCUGCUUGGGACCUAUUUCUCGAGGGCGCAUCCGUAGAAAUGGAAGUCCAAUCUUUAGUAGGCUAUGAUCACUUAAGUAUCUGGCCCCACACGCCGUCUCUGUCACCAACAGGUCUGGGCUCUAUUAUUCCCGCACGACAACGUACUUUAAUACCUUCAAGUGACGCGGUGCAUUCAUGUUGUCUCCUUUCGGCCUUUUGGGGUGGUGGGUGGUGGUUUGUAAUGCGGAGAUCGUUCUCAGUAAAGGCCUCCAAGACUCCGUGAUGGCUAAACAUUCCUUCCCAGGUGAUGCGAGGAGAAUGUGGGGUUGACGUUGCACCACUUUUCCUCAUUACCAUUUGCUGCACUCCAGCCCUCUGGACCGUCGAAGUUGGUCUUAACGACUGCAUCUGGUGGUGCACGAAUUAGUACUUCAUGCUUUUUUUAACCUGAACUUGACCUAUUUACGAGCACGUUCGUGUUUGCAUCUUGUUUAUCUCUGUCAUGACUUCAGGGCCGAACUGAGAAUGCCAGCCUACGUCAUGUCGGUCGCUCAGAAGUACAAAAUCAUAAACAGGGGUGGCAGUGAGCACGGUGUCGGUCGCUUUAGGGCGCUUAUUCUUUGUUAGAGGUCAUCCACCACGAUAGCCAGUUGCGGGUAAAAGAAAUUUUCAAUGCCUUUCAUUAAGCCUACACACCAGCCUCCCCGAUGAUGACGCAUCCAGGACUGUGUGAGACAUUUUGACAAAAAGGAAGGGCUUAUCUGCAACUGUGAACGGUAAGUUAGGAGAAAAUAACUACUUUUAGCCCACUUACAGUAGAGGUGCCAACUCAUGAAAUGUCAACCAAAAUUUCGAAAUGAGUUCUCGUUUCGAAAAGAUAAAUUAAGUAGUGUUGUAAAACUAAUCAUGAUGCAGCAUAAAUCUAUAAUGAUCCAGUUACCUCAGGGUGUCGGCUUUCGAAAGAACUUAUUUUCGGCCGCAUGCAAGAUCUAUACUCUGCAAAAAAUGACUACUUAAGUAGCAUGCAAUUUUCUCAUUGAUUUUCGAUGCCCUUGGAAAUUCAAUUAUAUUUCAUGGAAAACGUGCAUAAAAAUAUUCAUUCUUUUACUUAUUCGGUAGAAAAUCACCUCUACUUCCAAUUUCAUGCUCAAAAGAAGAGUAUAAUUCGGUUUUAAAAAACUUUUCUAAUUCCCGAAUAAUUUUGAACCGGACCUGCUGUUACACUUGCAUUCAGAGCUUCAAAACUACAAGCUGUAUAUUUUCCGUGUACGGAAAACCAUGCAUUUCUCUACGGUGUUAAGAGGAGACCAUAUGAGGUUCAUAAAAUUAAGCAGUGGAUUUGAGCAAUAUUGUUAACUUUACAGUGCAGAACCAUGACGUUUCAUGAACGGCCAUUUAACGGUAUUAAAAAAUCUCACAAUUAGAAACUUUUUUAAAACCGAAUUAUACUCCACUUUUGAGUAUGAAAUUGGAAGAAGGCGUGAUUUUUUACCGAAUAAGUAAAAGAAUGAAUAUUUUUAUGCAUGUUUUCCAUGAAAUAUAAUCGAAGUUUCAAGGGCAUCGAAAAUCAAUGAGAAAAUUGCAUACUACUUAAGUAGUCAUUUUUUGCAGAGUAUAGAUCUUGCAUGCAGCCGAAAAUAAGUUCUUUCGAAAGCCGACACCCUGAGGUAACUGGAUCAUUAUAGAUUUAUGCUGCAUCACGAUUCGUUUUACAACCUUACUUAGCUUAUCUUUUCGAAACGAGAACGCAUUUCGAAAUUUUUGUUGACAUUUCAUGAGCUAGGACAUCUACUGUAAGUUUAUUCUUUCAGAGGGUAGGUUUAUCAAGUUGGCCGCACAAUAUCAGGUCAGGAACGACUGUUCAUGUGGCAGGCUUCAGUAUUUGUCAUGUUUUGUGGUGUCUCUCUUGCCGGCUGUGAAGCUGCCAAGGUAAAUCCAAACGCGGACCGCGUGCACUUGACGUAGGCCACUGGCUGCAUGGAGGAUGGAUAAAGAGAAUAAGGCGAGUACGGAGUCACCCAAUGCAGGGCCUCCUUGACACUUAAAGUGAUCGCAACGUAUCAAAAGUCGCCGUUUAGGAGUUCGGUUACUGACGAGAUAGGUCAACCUCCUUCGCAACCAGGGUAGGACUCUAAUGGCUGUCUAAUGUGGCCUUUAUGACACAGCUCACUUCUCUGAAAUUCGGAGGUCGUUUUUGAAGGUGGAAACGAGGUCGUGUGACAUAUAGGUGGGUUGUUCAGCACUGUUAGCCUCUACACCCAUGUUCAUGAAUGGAGGCGAAAGCUUGAGUUCCAGGUGUUUGUAUAAGUAACGAAGAGGACUGAUCGAACUGCGGAGCAGCCUGUUUAUUGUUCUGAGCUUUACAACUCGUGCAGGAGUCCGUCGUCAGAGAUGGUAGUAGUAACAUAACAACCAACAAUUAUACGAUGUGCUAACCGCCCGUCGAUCGAUAGCUCGAGACUGUGCAGUGCUCUGCACGCCGGCGCCAGGUCGAUAAAUCAGCUGACUGAGUUCUCUUCCGAAGCCCGGUCUCCAAUCAGUUCUUUGCCUGUUUUGUUUCCAGUGUGGGCGAUUAUCUUGUUGGCUGCGAAGUCCCAUUUCAUAGGUGUGGGCAACCACUUGCGAUGCUUUGUCGCCUCGUCGCACAGCUGGCUUAUGUACGUGUAUGCGCGAUCGGAGCAUGCGUUCGGUCUGACCUGUGUAGUUUCAAGGACAGUUCAAGCACGCAAUGCGAUACACUGCUUCAGAUUGCUUUUCGGGAUUUAACCGGUCAGAAAUUCUUACGACCCUGCCGCGCAUGACGUCUUUGGACUGAUGUAAAAUCCCAACAUCUUGUUCUGCAGCAGUGCGCUCGGCCGCUUCCAAAACGAAAUAUCACGAGUGGCUGCCCACACCUACGACAUGGGACCUGAGUUGAACUUCGCAGUCACUACGGUAAUCACCCACAUCGGAAAUAAAACAGGCCGGAAAUUGAUUGGGACCUGAGUCCCGGGUGAGAACGCAGUCAGUCGAUUUAUCGACCUGGCGCCGGCGUGCGGAGCUCUGCGCAGUCACCUCCAGUCUUGCGCCCUUGAUCGAUGAUUGGCUAGCAUGUUUUACAAUUGUCGCUCGUUUUGUUGUUGUCAUUACCUCUGGCAGUGGACUCCUGCACGGGCUCGAAAGCUAAGAAUAAACAGGCUGUUCCGGUGCUCAACCAGUUUUCUUCACCCAUGUCCAUCUCCAGUCAUAUUUCGCCUUCUGUUGCCAUCGAAACACGAUAAGCUGAAAAAAAUGAGGUAAGACAGGCACAAUGCAAAUACGCCUUUCACAGAAUUGACCAUUCCGUUUACCUUGCCGAUUGACGAUCAAUGAUCUUGCUUCCGUUUACUCACCAUCGUUGCAUUUUCACAAAGGAUCAUCUCAGACAGCAUCAUCUGCCUCCGUCGCCGUCGCCUCUGCUCGCCGGCACCCCCUCUGGUCCCUUCUUCUCUCCAGUCCCGUCGAAGGUGAGGCCGGUGAAACCCCCAACCCUGCCUAUCCCCUGCCACCUUGGCAACCAGACACCCCGGCACGGCAUCGCUCUAUCAGUAAUACCUGGGUCCUGACGGAAGUUCCGCCUCCACCCGCCACCACCACCUCCUCAACUGAGGACAGCGAUGAAGGCGAGGACUCAGAAACUGAGCAGUCACGCCGCGGCGGCUGCGGCCGCGCGCGGUGGGCCACCGCCCCGGUUAUCGGGAAGGAAUGCGCCAGCUGCAAGGCCACCUUCACUCUGAUUCGUCGUCGCCAUCACUGUCGCCGGUGUGGCCACAUCUUUUGCGGCUCCUGUUGCUGUCAUUGGGUGCCCGUAGAGAGCUUGGGCUCACUGGCGCCGGUGAGAGUAUGCAAAGAGUGUGCCGAGUUCGUACAGACCGGUCUCGCUGAAGUGCACAUAAACGCUGCCAGCCCAGCCGAACAGCAAUCCCUUCUCUGCCAGUGA
This is a messenger RNA of Spirometra erinaceieuropaei, 11330 nucleotides long. Lineage: Eukaryota; Metazoa; Platyhelminthes; Cestoda; Diphyllobothriidea; Diphyllobothriidae. The record is from the annotation of a GenBank genome assembly.